This is a messenger RNA of Aplysia californica (California sea hare), 2093 nucleotides long. RefSeq lists its product as uncharacterized. NCBI's taxonomy places the organism in Eukaryota, Metazoa, Mollusca, Gastropoda, Aplysiida, Aplysiidae. The record is from RefSeq and is a predicted model, not a curated record. The transcript has 2 exons. The coding region runs from base 299 to 2041 and encodes 580 amino acids.
GAGAGUUCUCUGUUUUGUCAUCAGAGAGGCGGGGCUGUAGAAUGUGCUCGGUGCCAGUCUGUGUGUGUGCGUGUGUGUCGAUGGCUUGUAGUGUGUCUGGUCGUGUGCUGUGUCGUGCAUGCUGGACAACCUGGUGAGAUGAGACUGCGGUCAACUAGAUCAGGGAGGAUGGUCCUGUCUAUGUAGGUCAAGAUAAUUCGAGGUGAGGAAAAACAAGACAGCAAUGUGCGGCGUUUCCUCAACGUAAGUCUUCCUUGUCCCCCCUUGGGCCUGCACAGCAUCCUAUGACAGGGGUAAAAUGUCUUCCGAUUCCAACAACCCGUGCUCCGCUGUUGUUUCAGCAGACGAUGUUCCGGCUCCAGCGAAUACUACGACAGCAACAGCGGCUUCCAUCGCCCUCACUGGCGUCAACAACAAAAACGGCAGCAGCACAAUCAUCAACAGGUCGGCAACAACAACAACAACAGCACCACCACAAACAACCACAACGUUAGCAACAGCAACAACAACGACAACCGCCACCACCACAGCAGCAGCAGUAGCAGCAGCAACAACAUCUGCAGCAGCACCCUCUCAGUCCACCUCCAGCAGCACAACCACCAACAACACCCUCAGCCCCUUCGACCUGAGCGGUCUCGGGAUGGGCUUUGGUCUCUACAGACCCCGACGGCCCAGCUACACGUUCGCUACCAAGUGCAACAGGCAGAGAAACGAAAGUUACCGGCAUGCAACUCGCCGGGAGAACCUCGACUCUACCUCUGAGCCCAUGAGCGCUGACGGCGACUUUAUCGAGGACGUGUUACGGAGCAGAACUCGUAAGAUCAGCUACAUAAAAGCCACUAAAUUUUCGGAGGAGUACGGUUCUACGUCAGCCUGUGGGGUGAGUACUUCUCACGUCAUCGUUCCUGGCUCUGACGGCGACGACGAUGAUGAUUAUGAUGACGAUGAUGACGUACUAAGGAUCGAGGACGGCACAAGGGGAGGUUCACAGCUAAGCGUUCAUUCAAGGACUUCUGGAUUCGAGACCAUUAAAGUUACUCUGAAUAACCAUUCGGAUAAUAUCCUCACAAAUGCAAACAACGACGAAGACGUAGUUUUCUGUGAAAGUCAAAACUAUCUGAAUCACAAAAGUGCCCAAAAUUGCCCUUCGCUGCAGGGGUCGAAAGUUAAUAGUCUCGGGCGAGGAGACUCCAAAAGCACCGGAACGUGGAGAUCUUCUCGAUUCAAACUUGAAGGAUCUAAAAAUGUUUCUAACAUUAUAUCUACGUUCACUUUUCAUAAGAAUGUAAUAGUUCUUUGUUGUAGUUUUAUCUUAGUUUUUUCGUCAUUCCAAGCUAUUCAGAAUCUUCAAUCCUCCAUGAACUCCGAGGGAAAUCUCGGCAUAUAUACGAUGAUGUCAGUUCAUAUCGCCAUGAUAUUCUCCUGUCUCGUGUCUCCAAUCAUCAUCAAUCUUUUCACUGCUAAAUGGGCUCUGUGCAUAGGAAUCCAUUGCUUUCUGAUUUGGUUCGGCGCAAACUUUCACCCAACGUUUUACACGUUAAUUCCGACCUCUAUGUUUGUUGGGCUGGGGAAAGGGAUAUUGUGGAGUGCUGAAAACGCUUACGUUUUAAGACUCGCCUGUGAAUCUUCACGGGUGAAGAGAACAACUUUGGAAAGUGAGAUGUUCCGUUUUCAUGGGAUUUUUCUUGCAUGUUUUCAAACAACGCAUAUUUGGGGCAAUCUCAUUUCAUCCUUGGUGCUCUCCUCCCACGCAAAAGAGGUAUCCCCGCCUAUGAGCUUUCCAGAUAUGGGCGGGGCAGACGGCAGCCCGGGAUAUGAAGGAGAAGGUGCUGAUGGAGGAGUAGCGUACCCGGAGCUUCCAGCCAACCAGAGUUCUUCUUACUACAGCAGUUACGACAGGAACUACGAGGGCGGGGGUAUGUCGGGAGAGAUGCCUCCCAUGCUGCUCAUGUCUCAGUGUGGGGCGUUGCACAGAUGUGGUAAAGCAGCCAUGACUAUCUUCCCAGGUGUUAUGCAAGGUAAGACACGUUAUAGACUGUAAUGACUUAGUAUUGUAAAUCCUUGACGGGACAAUUGGUCCCCCCCGGGCAGUG